CUUCAAAUAAUUCAAUUUAUUUAUUCAACGUUCUAAAUUCUAACGUUUCGAUCAUAUGUUCUAAAUUCUGACGAUAGACGACAUUACGAAUUUCUGCGCAUGUGACAUAAAGCUGUCAAAGAACAAACUUUGCGCAUAUGUACGUAGUAGUAAACCAACCUAAAAUAUCACUUUUCGAUUUUUAAUUUCUUAUUUUUAUAUGCAAAAGGUGUCGAAUAUAUUUUUACUAAGAUCUAAAAUAAGCGAAUUAAAUUAAACAUUUACCGAUAGUUUAAUUUCGAAAGACUCUAGAAUAAAUGUGUAAUGUUACUGAAAAAUUGCGGUAAUAUAAUGUCGAAACAAAUUACGACGGUAUUAAUAGACCUUAGUGGAACAUUGCACAUCGAUGAUACAAUUGUUCCAGGCGCUGUGCAAGCAUUAAACAGGCUACGAAAUGCAAAUCUGUCGGUCAAAUUCAUCACAAACACCACCAAAGAGUCAAGCAAUCGUUUGUAUGAACGUCUGAUAAAACUUGGAUUUGACUUGCGAAAGGAUGAAAUCUUUAGUUCUUUAGUUGCAGCAAGAAAAUUGAUUAUCUCUCAGCAAUUGAAACCAAUGUUAUUAAUUGAUCCAGCAGCGAUUGAAGAUUUUCAAGAUUUAAUAACAAAUGAUAUACCAAAUGCAGUAGUUGUUGGCUUAGCACCAAGCAAAUUCAACUAUGAUGAGCUGAACAAAGCAUUCAGAUUACUUUUGGAUGGCGCAUCGCUCAUAGCUAUUCAUGAAGGACGUUAUUACAAGUGUCCUGAUGGUCUAGCUCUAGGUCCUGGUGCAUUUAUCAAAGGUUUAGAAUAUGCCAGCAAUGUAAAAGCAGAAGUUGUUGGUAAACCAAAUAUGGAAUUUUUUAAAGCAGCUUUAGGAGAUGUAGACCCAGCAAAGGCUGUAAUGAUUGGAGAUGAUGUGAGAGAUGAUGUAGCUGGUGCACAGGCAGCUGGAAUUAGAGGUAUAUUGGUACAAACUGGAAAAUAUAAAACAGGGGACGAGAAGACAAUUACUCCAGGACCAACAAGAGUAUGUAAUUCUUUUGUACAGGCCGUUGAAAGUAUUCUCGAUGAUAUUGUUUGAAGACUUAUAUUUAACGAAAUUAUUAAGUAAAUAGUAAUAGAAUUCUUUAUUCAAAUUGCUGCACAAGUAGACAAACAUAAUCUGUUCCGUAUAUUAAAUUAUAUAUUUUAUUUAAAUACUGAUUUUUGUUUCGUUUUGUAGAGUGUACAUAAUCUUAAGUGAUGCUAUAUUAUUAUAAAAUAAACGAUAAAUACAAAUAGAAA
This is a messenger RNA of Nylanderia fulva, 1304 nucleotides long. RefSeq names its product haloacid dehalogenase-like hydrolase domain-containing protein 2. The record is from RefSeq and is a predicted model, not a curated record. Gene Ontology annotation, molecular function: phosphatase activity. Lineage: Eukaryota; Metazoa; Arthropoda; Insecta; Hymenoptera; Formicidae. Gene Ontology annotation, biological process: dephosphorylation. Gene Ontology annotation, cellular component: cytoplasm.